AAAGCGAGAACCAUGCGCGCGAAGAGUGUUGUACUUUGGAAGAACGACUCCGACCAUGCUGCUCCCACCGAAAUAUCUGUGAUGGGUUCGUUCCGGCUAAACUUGUCGGAAGGCGGAGAGAACAAACCCGAAGGUGUUCGGUAAUCGCCGAUAGCAGCUCGAAUCGCCGGUUCUUCAGGUUCUCUUCAAAGCGAGCACGGCGAUGCUACGCUCUCGGUUCCCGUGAACCAUCAUCGACGGGGCGUGUUCCUCGGUACGAGUCUCGCCCUUCCGUGGCCGACAUAGCGAGUUCAGACUGUUCUUCGUCGAUAAGCGGCGAAUCGUCCGUAUCGCUCGACGUUCCGAGCGACGCGAGCGAGAUGCUGGACGAGGAGGAAGAGGCGGCCCACUUUUGGCAGGCGUUCGAGCUCUUCGACCAGGACUGCGAUGGCCUCAUCACCGCCCAAGAGAUGGGCGCUGUCAUGCGUACGCUGGGCUACGAAGCGACCGACGUGGAAGCGCAACGCAUGGUCUGCGAGGCAAACGCGUCCGGAAAGGACGGCGUCAACUUCGCCGAGUUCCUGGCCGUGCUGGCCCAACAACCCGAGUGCCCGAGUGAAGAUGGCCAGGAAGAGUUCCAGGUGCUUUUCAAGGUUUUCGACAAGUACGACCGCGGCUACAUCACAUCCACCGACCUUCGAUACGUGAUGUCCUCCUUGAACGAAACUGUCACCGACAGAGAAGUGGAAGCCAUGAUGCUCGCUGCAGACAAGGAUGGCGAUGGAUUGAUCAGCUACGAUGAGUUCGUCGCCAUCUUCUCGCACCCGGAUCAAGUCACCGAGGAACCUGCGUGAUCGAGCGGAGACAUUUCUUCGGCGCUGUUCAUCAACAGCGCAUCACAUAUAUGCCUACUUUGAUCGUAAUGGUGCGUUUAGGUGUAAAAACUGCAAGGCAAUGCACAGCUCGGCUAUAUAACCCAGCAAAUGGCGCAACGAGCGGCCAUACUUAUCUACAACGUUCACUGUAACAUGACAUGUUCUACGGCUGUUUAUUGUGGAUGAUGCGCUUCCUAUGUAUCGCUUCCUAUGCGGUUACUGAACAUAAGUUGCCUGAGGUGUGGACUCACCUUCUCCUGAACUGUGAAAGCCAAUACUGCGCAGAUUAUGUUUAUACCACCUCCUUUCAUUUUAUCUGACAGAUAGUUCAGUGAUCAUUUGCGGGUCAACGUUGUGUUUUCAUAUUCUUUCCUAUUAUCAAUGCUUGUCUU
Molecule: messenger RNA, 1246 nt
Organism: Rhipicephalus sanguineus (brown dog tick)
Lineage: Eukaryota; Metazoa; Arthropoda; Arachnida; Ixodida; Ixodidae
Product: calmodulin-A
Exons: 2
Coding region: 360-833 (157 amino acids)
Cellular component (GO): myosin II complex
Molecular function (GO): calcium ion binding
Source: RefSeq, a predicted model, not a curated record